Messenger RNA from Brassicogethes aeneus, 2672 nucleotides. Lineage: Eukaryota; Metazoa; Arthropoda; Insecta; Coleoptera; Nitidulidae. The record is from the annotation of a GenBank genome assembly.
GGAAUUUUUCCUAAAAUAGUUACUAUCUACUGUAGAUAUAAGUUUUUUUUUUAAUUAAAAUAAACCAAUCAUUGUAAUUCUAUCCCGUUUUAAAUAAAUUAUUUGCAAAAAUUAAAAUAAAACCUAAAAAAGGAUAGCAAGGUAACAAUUUCGAAUUUAAAACAUAAAUUGGCGGUAAAAUGGAGCUAUUUUAUUGGCUGUGAAAUGUGAUUGGUAAAAUCUUUGUGUUGACGCAUGCGUAAACUGGUUUCUUGUCGAUUCGUCCGCCUCGCCAUCUCUUAUUUUACUAAAUAGACGCUGCCAUUACGUUACGCCCUCACAGGACAUUUUUGGAGUUAAAAAGGCAUAGGAACAUAAAUUAAAUAAAGAAAACAAAAUAAAAGGUGCAGUAUGACUGCACAAUUUACAGAAGGCACCAUUAAAUUGGAAGAUAAUUCGGAUAAUGUUACUGAGAUACAGUCGUAUUUGGCAGGGUUUCAAAAAGAAAUAGGAGGUGAAGCAAAUAUACAACAAGUUGCAGCUGAAGAAAAUGAAGAUGGAGAAGGUGGGACAUAUUUUGUCGACCAAGCAGGUCAGUAUUACUAUCAAGCAAAAGGAGACAGCCAACCGGUGAUGACGGUUAUGUCUGGAUUGGGUGAACCUUCUGAGGAAGAGGCAGAAGAAUUUAUUAUAAAUCCAGAAAAUGAAGGGGAAGAAGGCGAAGAUGAAGAAGAAAUUUCGGUUCCUGGAGAAAAUAAUCAAAUUGUAAUAAACUCUGGAAAUGCUUAUCAAAGAGUAACUGUUGUCCCUGCAGAUAAUAAUACUGGCGAAUUAAGUUAUGUGCUUAUUGUUCAAGAUUCUGAAAUGAAAGAUGGCGAACAAGAGGAAGGCGACCAAGACAUGGCAGUUUAUGAUUUUGAUGAAGGAGAAGAAGGUGGAAUGAUGGAUUCGGACAAUGAAGACGAUAAAUCGAAAAUCGUAAAAAUCCUACCAAGAAAACCCUCUCAAGUUGUUACGCAAGCUCACAUGUGUAAUUACUGCAAUUACACAAGUCCCAAAAGGUACCUGCUAUCCCGCCACAUGAAAUCUCAUUCGGAAGAAAGGCCUCACAAGUGCAGUGUAUGUGAAAGAGGCUUUAAAACACUUGCCUCUCUUCAAAACCACGUCAACACUCACACUGGUGUCAAACCUCACACCUGCAAGUACUGCGAUGCCGCAUUUACUACUUCAGGUGAACUUGUGCGUCACGUGCGAUAUCGUCAUACGCACGAGAAGCCGCACAAGUGUAACGAGUGCGACUACGCGAGCGUAGAACUGUCCAAGUUGAAGCGUCACAUUCGUUGUCACACCGGCGAAAGACCAUACCAAUGUCCUCACUGUACUUACGCCAGCCCGGACACUUUCAAGUUGAAAAGACACUUGCGCAUCCACACUGGAGAAAAACCGUACGAGUGCGACGUAUGUGGCACCAGAUUUACGCAGUCCAACAGCUUGAAAGCCCACAAACUCACACAUAAUAUUGGCGAUAAACCAAGUUUUCAAUGUGAAUUAUGUCCUACAACUUGUGGCCGUAAAACCGAUCUUAGAAUUCAUGUCCAAAAAUUGCAUACUUCCGACAAACCAUUAAAAUGUAAGAGGUGCGGUAAAAGUUUUCCCGACCGGUACAAUUACAAGCUUCACAAUAAAACUCAUGAAGGCGAGAAAUGCUACAAAUGUGACCUGUGCCCAUAUGCAUCUAUAUCCGCCCGGCACCUGGAGUCGCACAUGCUAAUCCACACCGAUCAAAAGCCGUAUCAGUGCGAACAGUGCGAUCAAUCGUUCCGUCAGAAGCAGCUGCUGAAGCGCCAUCAAAACCUGUAUCACAAUCCCGAGUACAUCCCGCCACCGCCGAAGGAGAAAACGCACGAGUGUCCGGAAUGUUCGCGAGCGUUCCGCCACAAAGGCAACCUGAUCAGACACAUGGCCGCUCACGAUCCCGACCCGACCAUCCAGAGGAAGCAGCUCGAGCUGAAGCUCGGCAGGCAAAAGAAGGUUCAGAUUAUAGACGGGCAGCAGGUGGAGGUUAUGCGCGGUAUAGCAUCCGACGACGAGGAAGAGAUCGACAUGAUGGCGGUCGAGGGCUCCGACGGUCAGCAGUAUGUGGUACUUGAAGUUAUUCAAAUGGCCGAUGGCGAAGAACAAGUCAUGGUUGUGGGGGAGCGAGGAAAUGAUUUGCUUGCCGAUGGUCUUUUACCUGAUAAUGAUCUAAAUGAUGAAGACGUUAUCAAAGCACUACAAUCUGCUAGAAGGGUCCAUAAAGCAGAUGAAGAAGAAUCGGUUGAGGAGGAAGAAGAAGAUAGUAAAGAUGACAUGAAAAAUUGUUUCGGUUUUGAUGAUGAUGAAGAGGAUGAAGACGAAAUUAAAGGGAAACAAACCAUUACGCUUUUAGGGGAUAUUGACUGAAUUUAGUUUAAUUUUUAUCAAUUUUAUUAGUUAUAAAUUAUAACUUAUAUCUAUUUAAUUUCUUUUUUGAGCUAGUACCAUUUUUUCAUUUACCACGUUUUGAAAUUUUUUAUUUAUAUAAAAAUAUCGUUUUUGUAUAUGGUUGUAUAUAUUUUCACUUAUUCCAAUUUUAGCAUUAAUUUUUAAUCUGUUUGUAAAUACUUAAAAGUUAUUUAUGUAACGAUUAAGAGAGUUAAUAAAUAAAAUAUUUU